Messenger RNA from Triticum dicoccoides, 1132 nucleotides. Its product is annotated as protein Abitram. The record is from RefSeq and is a predicted model, not a curated record. NCBI's taxonomy places the organism in Eukaryota, Viridiplantae, Streptophyta, Magnoliopsida, Poales, Poaceae. Gene Ontology annotation, cellular component: nucleus. The transcript is spliced from 7 exons. Bases 106 to 711 code for a protein of 201 amino acids.
CCAGCGCCUUCCCACGCGCGCACAAACCGCGCCGCCGCCCGCCACCGGACGCCAUCUCCCCCACCUCUACGCCGCGGCCGCCCGACGGAGGAGCCAGCAGCUCGGAUGGCGGGAGAGGACGCGGCGGCAUGCGCGCCCCAGGUCGACGGGCACGCGCCGCGGGACGCCGCCUCGUUCGACGAGGAGACGCGGGCCCUCAUCGCGCCCGACGCCGGGAGCCUCCCGGCGACCCCGCCCUCCGCCGUCGAGGCCAACUUCGCGCGCUACUUCGUCGCCGAUUAUCUCAACCCAGGACAUGACCAGUUUGUGUACCGACAUCCAAAUGGGUUGUGCGUGGUUGGUUUAGCUCCAGCCCAUGUUGCACUGAAAGAGGAAGGGGGAAUAACUGCCAUUGACUUCAAUGUUGGCAAGACAGAUCGCAGUGAGAUAAAAGUCACAGGGAAACGCAAAAGGAAUGCACAACAUUUGCAAGAAAAUUCAGCAUUAUGUAAAGUCUGCACAAAGGAUAAAACUUUUGUGGUGAGGUGUUGCGUGAAAGGGCAGCUUUUGGAGAUUAAUGAUAGAUUGAUGAAACAACCCGAUCUGCUUAAUACCUCUGCCGACAGAGAAGGAUACAUAGCAAUCUUCAUGCAGAAACCAGGUGACUGGCUCAAAGUUAAGGAUAAAUUUCUUAGCUUUGAGGACUACAAAAACUUGAGAGGAAUCUGCUGACACCAAAAGAGGAAUUCAUGCCGGCCAAUUGUGUAUUAAUUUUACAAUUCAGAGCUGAAGCUCAGGUCUCAUCGGCCAUGGCCUGAUCCUCGCACAGAUGCCAUCUAUUUUAUUUAGAAUUUGAGAGCUAACUCCAGAUAAAUUCACCUUUACCGGCGUGAUAUGAAUCCUCUUGUAGUGGCCACAGUGAGGGAGUCUGUUCCCUUUUUCUGACAAUUUAGAAGCAUUAUUCUGAUACUUUCAAACUUAAUAGUCUACUCAACUGUAGAGCAAGCUUUGGAAUCGAAAUCAUUUGAAGUUCAUAGAGAGCUUAUGUGCUUCACUCCUUUACUGUAUAACUUGAUUGUUUCCCCCCACAGAACAAUGAUUGAGAAAUGUAUGCUAGUUUGAUACAAAUAAUGAAUGGAGUUUACUUAAUUUU